AUGGGACAUAGGAUUGGUGAAGGUGAUAAGGCACUCCAAGAGCUCCCCGGCCAGGAAGACCGGGCCUCGGGACAUGGAGGCCACCACUUCGAUCAUCUGUGCGGACACACGUGGCUCGUCGUGAUCCGGCCUUGGCAGUCGGCUGAGCAUCCGAAGCGCCAUGGAGCCGCCGAGCGGUGACCCAGCCGCCGGGCUUAUGAGCCGCUACGUGUCCGCGGAGCGCGGCUACGGGGUCCCGGAAGAAGGCUGGCGGAUCUGCCUGGCUCACGAGUUCCAGGAGAAGCGAAAGCCCUUCCAGGCCAAGGAUGUGUCGCUGUCCAACGUCAUGGAGCACAUCGGACUGGGUAUCAGGUACCUAAAGUGGUGGUACCGGAAGACCCAGGUGGAGAAGAAAGCCCCCUUCAUUGACAUGUUCCGCGCCCAGCCCUUGCGGCAGAUCUAUGGUGCUCCAUUGGGUGGCAUUGGGGGAGGUACCAUCACCCGUGGCUGGAGGGGGGAGUUCUGCAGGUGGCAACUCAACCCUGGGAUGUACCAUUACAAGACAGUCAUCGCCAAUCAGUUCACUGUGUGUCUGCGGCGGGGGGGGCGGACCGUGUACCAGCAAGUACUGUCAGUGGAGAGGCCCCCCACCCUCCAGGGCUGGAACUGGGGCUUCUGCGGCCAGUAUGCCUUCUACCACGCGCUGUACCCGCGAGCCUGGACCGUCUACCACCUGCCGGGCCAGAACGUCACCCUCACCUGCAGGCAGGUGUCGCCCAUCAUCCCGCACGACUACCAGGACUCCAGCCUCCCCGUGGCUGUGCUGGUAUGGGACAUAGAGAACAGGAACGACUAUGCCCUGGACGUCUCCAUCAUGUUCACCAUGACAAACGGCUCUGGUUGCAAAGAUGACAAGAGCGGUGGGCACUGGAAUGAACCAUUCUGCCUGAAGAAGGAGGGGGAGUCUGUAUCCGGAGUCCUGCUGCAUCAUCGCACCCCUGUCAACCCCUACACCCUGUGCAUCGCAGCCCGAGAACAGGCUGACAGGACCGUAAGCCACCAGACUGCAUUCAGCCCCCGGGGCACCUGCGAGGAGCUCUGGAAUGAUCUCAUCACCGAUGGACGGCUUGAUUCACCAGCAGGUCCUAGCCCCCCCACCCAGAAGGGGGAGAAGGUGGCGGCGGCUCUGGUGGCCGGCUGCAGCGUCUCGGCACUGGGCCACGGUACCCUGGAGUUCUGCCUGGCGUGGGACAUGCCCAAAAUCACCUUCGGCUCCCGCGAGAGGCAGCACGUCAGGAGGUACACACGGUUCUUUGGCGCUGAGGGCGAUUCGGGGCCCACAUUGUGUCACCAUGCGCUCACGCACUACAGGGACUGGGAGAGGAGCAUUGAGGCAUGGCAGAGGCCUAUCCUGCAGGACAGCUCCCUGCCCUCCUGGUACAAGUCUGCUCUUUUCAACGAGCUCUACUUCGUGGCGGAUGGUGGCACAGUCUGGGUGGAGCUUCCCGAAGACGGUGACAUCAGUGGGGGCGUGCGCACCGAGGAUGGGGGACUCCCCGCUCAGCCGCAUGUCGUCAAGGAAUACGGGCGCUUCGCCUACCUGGAGGGCCAGGAGUACAGGAUGUACAACACCUACGACGUCCACUUCUAUGCUUCCUUCGCCCUCAUUAUGCUGUGGCCCAAACUGGCUCUCAGCCUGCAGUAUGAUAUCGCGGGCUGUGUGGUUCAGGAGGACCUCACGGCGAGGCUCAACCUGAUGAACGGCCGAUACUCCCCAGUCAAGACCCGCAACAUGGUCCCCCACGACAUCGGAGACCCAGACGACGAGCCCUGGCUGCGCGUCAACGCCUAUCUGAUCCACGACACGGCCGACUGGAAGGACCUGAACCUGAAGUUCGUGCUGCAUGUGUACCGGGACUUUCACCUGACUCAGGACAGGCAAUACCUGGAGGACAUGUGGCCCAUCUGUCAGGCUGUGAUGGAGUCGGCGAUGAAGUUUGACCUCGAUGGUGAUGGGCUGAUCGAAAACUCUGGCUUUGCUGACCAGACUUACGACGGCUGGACGGUUACCGGGCCCAGUGCGUACUGUGGGGGCCUGUGGCUGGCCUCAGUCUGCGUGAUGUGCAAGAUGGCCCGGCUGCUGGACAGAGAAUCCGUGUACUGGCGCUACAGGGACGUGCUGGACAGGGGGAGUGCUGCCUUUGACGAGCUGUUAUGGAACGGUCAGUACUAUAACUAUGACAGCAGUGGGCGGGACCUCUCCAACAGCGUGAUGUCAGACCAGUGUGCCGGUCAGUGGUUCCUACGGGCGUCCGGCCUUGGUGAAGGGGAGUACCAGGCCUUCCCGGUAGAGAAGGUGCAUCGCGCCCUGAAGUCCGUCUUUGACCUGAACGUGUUGCGCUUUGCCGGGGGCCGGAUGGGGGCUGUUAAUGGCAUGCGUCCGGAAGGCGUUCCUGACCGCUCCAGCGUCCAGUCGGAUGAGGUGUGGGUGGGUGUGGUCUACGGACUUGCUGCUACCAUGAUUCAUGAGGGAAUGGUACAGGAGGGACUCUGCACUGCGGAAGGCUGCUACCGCACGGUGUGGGAGCAGCUGGGCAUGGCCUUCCAGACCCCGGAGGCCUACUGCGAGAAGGCCAUCUUCCGCUCGCUGGCCUACAUGCGCCCCCUCAGCAUCUGGGCCAUGCAGCUGGCUCUGGAGCAGCGCCGGCAGGAGGGUGACGGGGAGGCCGGUCAGCUCGCUGCGGGCGGUGGAAGCAGCUGAGAUCGUAUGGGGGGCCAUACGGGGAGCCCUGCAGAAAUGUCAGAGGACAUCACUGUAACUCUGUGAGCUUGGAGUAACUCUGUGAGCUUGGAGAGUCAGACUGUCAAAAUCACGUAAACUCAGAUUCCUAUGAAAACCAGACAGGUUAAGAAGAUGAUUGGCUGAGUCUAGAUUGCCUGAUUUAUUACUCUGACUGUUAUUAUUAUUACACUUGAAUGCUGUAAAGAUGCUUAAAUGAUUUUACAAAUGGCAUGUAUGACACUUUAUCACUAAUCAAAUGCAGGAGUCUUUUAUUGCUGUAAUAUUUAAUGUAGCAACGUUCAUGACAUUAAGGAAGGAAAAAUCAAAAUAAAAAUUGAGAAUUUAAGGUGCUGCGUAUUUAAGCAUGGGUCAGGGUUGCUGAGAGAAACACAGCCCCUGUCACAAUGUAUGAGACCAAAGGGAAUCUUUAAGCUUUUCUCAGCAAAAUCGUUAUAGUAAUGGAUGCCUGGCCUGCCUUUAUUAAAAAAAAACAAACAAAUGAGUUAUGCCAAAAAUACAAUGAGGAGGAAGGAGAUGUUUUGGUAGAAAGGCUGUGAUUAGUGUUACCGGGUCUUUUUGCAGAGCACUGAGGUGUUGCAGGUCAGUAUUAGCAGAUCCCCAGGCCGCUAUACACCUUUCACAGAACAAAUUCUCAACGUUUAUCUUUGUUAGAAUUCUAUACUGUCCCAAGUGAUCUGCAAAAAAGCAUCUCAAUAGGAAAAAGUAUAUUUGAUAGAUUUUUUUUUUUUUUAGUACACCGUAUGCUCAAGCAUUCUUAGCUGUAAAUGCGGAUUCGGAGAUGGGUGUGAGCAUCUGUGAAGGAAUAUUCCAGAGUAAAAAAUGAUCAAAAUUGAUCUUGUAGGGAUUAAAUUUGUAUUUGCAUGUGUUUAUGUAACUGUGAGGUUCUGAAAAAUAUAGAAAGUAAUAAAUUAUGUAUAAUGACAUCA
Molecule: messenger RNA, 3708 nt
Organism: Paramormyrops kingsleyae
Lineage: Eukaryota; Metazoa; Chordata; Actinopteri; Osteoglossiformes; Mormyridae
Gene: gba2
Product: glucosidase, beta (bile acid) 2
Biological process (GO): glucosylceramide catabolic process; carbohydrate metabolic process; central nervous system development
Cellular component (GO): membrane
Molecular function (GO): glucosylceramidase activity; beta-glucosidase activity
Source: RefSeq, a predicted model, not a curated record